Molecule: messenger RNA, 3064 nt
Organism: Salvelinus fontinalis (brook trout)
Lineage: Eukaryota; Metazoa; Chordata; Actinopteri; Salmoniformes; Salmonidae
Gene: shox
Product: short stature homeobox
Exons: 6
Coding region: 154-1083 (309 amino acids)
Biological process (GO): regulation of transcription by RNA polymerase II
Cellular component (GO): nucleus
Molecular function (GO): DNA-binding transcription factor activity, RNA polymerase II-specific; sequence-specific double-stranded DNA binding
Source: RefSeq, a predicted model, not a curated record
AAAAACACAGUCAUAACAGCAGGAGUGAUCUCACCUCUUCUCCACCCCCCAAUAUCGCUUCUUUUUUACGACCGAGCGCGCGAAGAGCUGACGACUAACGUUAAAUAGGUCCUUUUUAAAGUGGGGUUCCGUGCUCAGGACCACUGAACGGCCAUGGAAGAACUUACGGCGUUCGUCUCGAAAUCUUUCGAGCAGAAAACCAAGGAGAGCAGCAAGGAGAGUAUCACGUACAGGGAAGUUUUGGAGAGUGGCUUGGCGCGGGCUAGGGAGCUGGGGAACUCGGAGACAAGUCUACAGGACAUAACGGAAGGCAGCAACCACUGUCCGGUACAUCUAUUCAAGGAGCACGUAGAGGUAGAGAAAGAAAAACUGAAGGAGUUUAACGUUUCACGGGCCACGGAAGGGAUAUAUGAGUGUAAAGAGAAGAAGGAGGACGUAAAGUCCGAGGACGAGGACGCACAGAGCAAACUGAAGCAGCGGCGGAGCAGGACAAACUUUACCCUGGAACAGCUCAAUGAGCUGGAGCGCCUGUUCGACGAAACGCACUACCCCGACGCCUUCAUGCGGGAAGAGCUGAGCCAGAGGCUGGGACUGUCAGAGGCAAGAGUACAGGUUUGGUUUCAAAACAGAAGAGCGAAAUGUCGAAAACAAGAAAACCAGAUGCAUAAAGACACCUCUUCAUACUUUCCAGGUGUCACUCUGGGAAUUGCCAGUCAUCUGGAUGCCUGCAGGGUAGCUCCGUAUGUCAACAUGGGAGCGCUACGGAUGCCUUUUCAACAGGUCCAGGCCCAGCUCCAGUUGGAGGGCGUGGCUCACUCCCACCAUCACCUGCACCCUCACCUGGCGGCGCAUGCACCCUACCUGAUGUUCCCGCCCCCGCCCUUUGGACUACCAAUCGCCUCUCUCGCGGACUCGGCCUCUGCAGCGGCGGCCGUGGCGGCGGCUGCCAAGAGCAACAGCAAGAACUCUAGCAUCGCUGACCUCCGACUCAAGGCAGGACUUCUGCGGGGCCAGUGGCUCAGUCCACUCCAGGCACACAUCACAAGUCCAGGACCGUACAAACACAUGUGGAUGUCUGUCUGAGCCGAGGGCCAGGGCCGGGCCAGGCCAGACCGGGAGACUUUAGAACAAAGCAAACUGGCAAAGCAGGCAAGCAGGGCCAAAUACUAGAGCCUCACUGAUGCCAAUGCCGUCCCGUUGACUUUACACACUAUUGUGUUGUUUGGGAAAAGACACUGACACCACGAGGCACCGGACCUGCUCUAAACAUUACACACAAAAAAGACAAAGAAAAAAAAUGUAGAAAAAAAGAGAAAAGAAAUGGCCAUGUUCUCUGUGUAACCCACUGUGUUGUUUCCUGCCGCUGCCCAGUGCAUGAGUUCUAUUGGAGGACUGCAGACGUAUCACAGAGCCUGGCCAUGUUGUAUCAGACCGUUGUUUCACUGCCAUUCAAACUUCCCACUAUAUAUACUCUCAUCCACAAAGUGAAAGAUCAUUGGGGUUUGAUUUCCUUUAAACUGUGGACUGACAGGAAUAGGCUAAUCUAAUCCCUUACUUUUCUGCUUUUGGAGGAUGGAAAGUGUAAAUGUGUUUUGCUGGGAAUGAGUCCAAAAGAAGUUUUCUUUUUGCUGUUCUCCUCACAUUGUUCUCUCUCUCUCUAGCUUUCUUUCUUUCUUUCUGUUUAUCGUGACGUUUCUUGGGAAUAGAAGUGAAGAUAUUCUUUGCACUUCAGGUCUUGUAUGUGGGAGUUGACAAAGAGCACUACAAGCAGAUACUACUUUACUAAACGAGGGUGGGGAAAAGGAACCGAUUUGGGUUUUUAUCAUGUCAUCGAAAAGAGACGCUCACAAAAACGUUUCGAAGGAUAAAGGGUAUAACUGCAAUUUUUUUUGUAAUUUUGAAAAUAUGAAGGAAGCAUCUGUUAAACUGAAAUGCAAUUGUGCGCAGUUUAAGUGCAAUACUGUAAAUAUGAAGGAAAAAAAGAGAGAGAAAAAAAAAGCUGUUCAUUGUUAGAGAUAAACAAAUGAUUUGCAGUGAUUUGUUUCAGGCACUGAUGAAUCCGUGUGUUGAAUUUCUUUCCAAAACAGACCCGUUUUUUUUCUAAAGCAUUGUAUAUUACGUUAUGUUGCGAACUCAUCCUCAAUCAUGUGCCAUAACCCCAGAAAUGCAAUGGUUUUCAAACGUAGUUUUGUACACAUCAGGAAACUAUAAUAACUUGUUGAGGUAGACAUGAGCACCUGGGUUUGAUGCUGAAAUUGAUCAUUGAAAGUAGGAUCUGAAAUCAUUGAUCGUAAUCUAUUGUAUUAACACGGGACAAAGCAUUAUGUCAAAUUCCACCAAAGAUUCUAACGAAUGUUACAAUUGAUGUUAUAGGAACUAUAAAACCAUGGCAGUGUUGUAGAGACAGUUUGGUUUUCUUUAGGCCUGUACAUGUUCAAAUUGCAUUUAUUUGCAUGCUCAUGUCGCAGUUUCAUGGUUUAACAACCUAAAUAAAUAAUGCCUACUAGCGAGUAUUAUAUUUGAAACAUUUGCAAAUUCAAAGGAUAAUGUUUUGGAAAUGUUUUGUGUCAUUGAGAAACAGAUCCUAGUAAGGUCUACCUCAAACAAUGUUUUACCGACACUUUCUCUGUUCUCAAACCCACCAUUUACAGUUUGUUUAGCAAUGUCUCCAUUUUAAAUUAAACAUUAUGGGUGCUUUUAUUUAUUAUUUUUGUCUGGAAGUUUAUACAAUUAAAAAAAUAGUUGAAAUACAAGUGUACAUUUUGACAUGGCUUUGCAUUUAUUUUUGUAUGUUUUUUUUUUUUAAAUGUUACAUUUGCAACGGAAGAUGCGUGGCUGUUGUGCAUUGUUUGCCUAAAAUGUAGCGUGUCAGCGUUUACAAACAUUUCAGGGAUGAUUGAGUUCGACUAAGCUCCAUGGAAUUUGUUAUACCCACCACAAGUAUUAUCGUUUCAUAUGCAAGCAUGCCUAAACAUGAUUCACUAUACAGUUUGUAUUUUUUUCCUUUUGAUUCACAAAAUAUGAAUGUACAAGUAAACUAUCAAUAAAGUUAUAAAUAUUUGUA